Messenger RNA from Microbotryum saponariae, 2806 nucleotides. The record is from the annotation of a GenBank genome assembly. NCBI's taxonomy places the organism in Eukaryota, Fungi, Basidiomycota, Microbotryomycetes, Microbotryales, Microbotryaceae.
AUGAAUCUCCUGAAGGAGCUUUGUCGGGCGCACCACGUGGAAGGAUACUCCAGGAGCAAUCCGCUUGCGAAAGAGCUAUUCCUACAAGCGCUCCUUUGGUCGUGCGAUCCCAACUGUAAUGCUUGUUCAAAUGGGUAUGUUUUGAGAAGGCAACAAGCGGCGAGUCCCGUGACUCCGCCCCCAUUGCUUCCCCGAGCACAGAGCAUACGCAUCAAAACCUGUUGACGUGCUCCAAACCGAACUGAACGAGGAAGCCCAGAGGAAUCGCGAGAACGUCUCGGCGACUACCUCUAAACAAACGAUGCACAGACGUCCACCGCUGCAUCCCAAACCCGAACAAGAAGAACCCGGUAAAGUGACAUCGCAUUUUGCGCCAGCAUCCGAUCAGUUCAAGACCGAGAACCGUUCUGAAUGGAAUGAUUACUUCACCGACGCUCGUUCCCGUCUCUUCUGCUACCUGGUGUGUUCCCCAGAGAGUCUUCGGGCAUAACGUACGAUGGGUGCCUGAACACCACAUCAAGCGUGAGGAAUCAGGUAUUUGGAAGAUAUUAACCAACUCUACACUACGUACGGACCUCCGACCACCAACUUACGAUUCUUCAGCUUGGCGGGGCGCACUCAUCCAUCCCCGACGUCUUCAUCGACCGAGCGAUUUAAUCGAUCAGAUCGCCAUGAACAACACGCUUCAGUGCUCACUCUGGCCAGACUGCUUCAAACGGUUGUUCCCUACCACAGGGCCACUGACUAAGCCCCCUCGGUCGUUGAGCAACGGAUUAUUGCGCACUGGAUCACGUCCCCGCUGAUGUCCGAGAUUGCCUCUCCAACACGAGUCAGUUUGAGCACCUCGUCACUGUGCGCGCCAGAGCCUACAAGAUCAUAUACAAGCUAACUCGUUUCGGAGAUCGCAAAGCUCAACAAGAAUUUAGGCGCGGAAACACCCUCAUUUUCAGCCAGAACACCGCUUCGUUCACCGAUGUACUGCCCAUGUCAGUCGAGGAACUCGCUGACAGUGUUUGCGUUUUAUUCUGUGCAGGGAGCCCCAACCUUGCGGAGCUGGACAAGUGUCGACCCAUGAUCGUGAAGCAGAGUCGGAUCCACUGCAAAAGAUGCUCAGGUGAUUGAUCAACGAAAGCAAGAAUUCGGCUUACUCUGCCGUCUCCUUUGAUGGCCAUUGCACAGCUCGUUCGACGCAGUUCCGGUGCGCUCAACCCGACCUCUACAGCUUCUACGGCGGUUUCAGCUUCGACUUCGACUUCGGCUUCCGUCUGCGUUGCUCCCCAAGUAUCGGAUCUACAAAUCGCCGAUGGAAACUGUCUCGUGCCCGACGUAGUUUUGGCGAAGGUGGUGACCGCAGAGACAGUGGAACCAACAUCAUCGCUCUUUGAAGGCUACGCAACAGCGCAUAACGACUUUGAUGAACCAGUAUUCGAACACGUACAUGUGCCGCCACCCGCUACCGACGAACCAGUUCACUCGUGGCAGUUCUCUGAGAAAGCUCUUCGUUAUUUCAACCACUGCAAGACCAGAGCGCCCCCCCAUGUCAUUCCGACAGGCGAUGACCCUUUGUGGGAAUGUUCGGAUGACUUCCUGCUCUCAAAGCUGUGGCCACACCUCGAUCCAUUAGGUCUCGUCGGUGUCUGUGUCGAGCGCGACGUCAAGAUUUCUCUGGAGGAGCAAGUGAGUCAAACAUUGGCUCAAUCUAUACGACAGCGAAUUCGGAGGCCACCCGUCUUUCCCAUUCAUCGUCUCGAACAUUCUCCGCCGACGAGACGUGUUUCACCACCUCGCUUUUCGGGUCCCCAAAGAGAAGGUGGCUCGAAUCGCCGCAGCACUGCUCGAAAUUUACCGCAUAUCGACCGUAUUCUGGCGUUUCGUCCAAGCACGCACGUACUUCAACCAGGCGAGGCAGGCCCAACACGCUCGCUUUCAGUUCGUGCCGCAUCGGAUCCGGGUACAUGCCAGGAACAAGCCCCUCUUCAUGCAAGUCACGCGUACAAUCAACUAAAUUCCUGUAUGGGUAAGCUGAUCUGACAAUUCUACGGCAUCGUCAUCAUUACAGCCUUGUCUCCCUCUUCUCACCGACCGUCCACCGUCGCCCAAGGAAAAGCUAUCACCGGUCAAGAGGUCCAUUACCGUGGCAUUGACCUUGCCCCUUCCAAAAAAAAAACGUAAGUCGCUCCCUGAAGUCCCGAUCUCUCAACGUCAACUGAAACAACUUCUUAUAGCCAAGUUCGGUGAAAGGGCGAUGUGGGUCCCCGGCGCUGACGACCACAUGCAUACACAAAGUUGGAGUCGGACCAGACACGGACUGUGGCAUGGGCGAUGUCGAGUGAUCUCAACUUAUGCAUGUACACCCCGGCUCUGGCUCGAUCUCUUCUUGCUGCAAUGUUUAUUAAUGUUUGGCACAUACUUACACGACUCAUUGAUGUGGAUUGAACCGACUCGCCAACUUGGUGCUGCAUGCCCGAUCCAUGGCAUGUUCUUAGUAAUACUAGCUGACGUUGUCAGUCGGUGUUACUCCGUCAGAGGUUCAGGGACCCGUCGCCCCCUCCGGGGGCGCGUUAAUGAGGGCCGCCUAGUGUUGCAUAAUUUCUCAAAACUACUCUACAAGCUGUACAAUGCUCAGAUUUUUUUCUGCGGUGCGCGCAGACUGCGUUCCCGCCGCGCGCGCGCACCAAGAGCGCCGCCCGCGCGACCGCCAACGAGCCUUUUCAAAAUGAAAUGGACUUCAAUAGGAUCUCAUCUUUGUAUUCAUGUGAUGGUCUUUGGAAAAGUUGGAGGAAAUGCAAUUAAGCACACUGGCUAG